GGAAGUUGAUAUAUGACGUCAGUUGGCAACCUUUCGAGCGGGACACUGCAAAGAAAACAGUAUUGCUAACCUUCCAAACUACAAGUUGUCCCUGUCAUGGCCCGUCAUGUUGAACCGGAUUUACCGCCAAGUCUUGCUUGUCUGAAAAAUGUUGAUACCCUGCUGCGUUGUCCGAUUUGCUUUGACUUCCUCAGCAUUUCAAUGAUGACUAAAUGCUCACACAACUUUUGCUCUUUGUGCAUCAGAAAAUUUCUCUCCUAUAAGCUGCAAUGUCCAGUUUGCAAUAUGCAAAUGACAGAACAAGACCUGAGAAAUAACCGCUUAUUGGAUGACUUGGUCGCAAACUUUCAAGCUGCAAGGCAGGAGUUGUCAAAAGCACAUUUUGAAUCACCUCCGAUAUCUCCAAAGACCCCCGCUUCAGCUGUCAAAUGCAAAACUCCCAGAGAGAGGGGCCAGAAGCCAAGCAGCUCUAUUAUGAGUCAGUUUUUCCAAAAGAAAUCAAGAACAACGCCCAAUAAAGAAACUCAUGAAGACGCACAACCCUGCAAUGCAAGUGACCCUUACCUAUCCUCCGGUAAAGCUCAACACCUGGUGAUCGUGAAAGAAGAACCAAUAGAUGUGGAGGAUACAUCUACUCUCAGUUUGAAGCCAGUUAAAGAAGAGCACACAGCUUCACAAAGUUUCAGUGGUUCAUUUCAAGCAGCACAUUCCUUAUCACCAUCAAAAGACAUGAAGCCUGUAAUCAAAGUGGAGUGCCCUGUGUGUUCUGUAAGUGUGGCACAGCACUUUAUCAACAAGCAUCUGGACACUUGUCUCUCCAGUGGAGAGAAGAAGGAGAGCCUGAGAAGCUCUUUCAGUAAGAAGAGACAUCCAAUGGCAAAGUUGGUGUAUAACUUACUUUCUGUGCAAGAGCUGAAGAGGAGGUUGAAGGAGUGCCACUUAUCAGUUCAGGGUUCUCGGGACCAGCUGAUUAGAAGACACCAAGAUUUUGUCCACAUAUACAAUGCACAGUGCGACUCUCUAAAUCCAAAAUCAGUUGAGGAGAUUGCUAAAGAGGUGGAAGCCAAUGAGAAGAUCAGAAAUCAACUCCAAGGAAAAACUAAACCUGUCAUGGUUUUCUCAAAGAAUCAGUCUGAAAAGGAAAUUGAGGAGAUGCAUUCAAAUUACAGGAAGCAGCACAGCAGCGACUUCAGCCGGCUAAUCGCACAGGUCCGAGGUCGCCUACAGGCCACCAAGCAAGCUCCUGUUAAGCAGGAAGUCAAAGAGCAGAAAGAGGAUGCUAGGGAAUCAUGCUCUUCAGAUCAAUUUUCAGAAGCCAAUUUUCAGAGCCCUUUAGCAAUCAGGGUAGAAGGCGUAGAAGCAGAUGCCGGUCAAGUUGCAGGAGGGAUCGAGUUGUCAUCCAGUCCCACAUUUAGCGAUGUGUCCAUUAGCAGUUCAAUUUCUGACAUCUUUGGUCCAGAGUCUUCUUCAAACGUAGAUGACUCGGAGAGGACCGCUGGCCAAAAGCGACCAUCCGGCUCCAGAGACGGCGAUGCAGCUCUCUCGCCCGUUAUGGGAAAGCGGCGCCGGAAAACAUGAGCAAAAAGAGGGACGCCAGACUGAGAGAGAACAUCUCUUACACUCAGUAUUAAUAAAGUUUAAAUUGAUUUUGAGGCAUACGCACACACAUGUCUAACAUUUCUUUGUGACUUUCAGUGUUUGUAUUUCAGGAAUAAAAUUGUAUUCCUUUUUUUUAUAUAUAUAUAUAUUUUUUAAACCUAUUUCAUUUGUAAUAAGCAAGCUGUAGUAUUAAAUCUCUGCUUUCUCAAAUUCAGUGUAAAAGCACUUUUACUUGGUGUACAUCAGCAGAUUUUUCUACCCGUCUGUUUUUGUUUUUGCCUUCAUUCAGUAUAGAAUUCAA
Molecule: messenger RNA, 1900 nt
Organism: Menidia menidia (Atlantic silverside)
Lineage: Eukaryota; Metazoa; Chordata; Actinopteri; Atheriniformes; Atherinopsidae
Source: the annotation of a GenBank genome assembly